AUGGGCUACUCCGACCCCACUUCCAGCCGGGACCUGCUGGGCAACCGAAGUUUGCUCUUCAUCUUCGUCUGCGCUUUCGCGCUGGUCACUCUGCUGCAGCAGAUCCUGUACGGCAGGAACUAUCUCAAGAGUGGGCUGCAGUUCAGCUGGCAGAGUGGAGUGGAAAUGGCCAACUGGACCGGCAGCCUCAAUUUCACGGAUGGCGGAGCUGUGAAGCGCGGCACUGACCCAGGCACCAGGUACUUUGAAUUUUAUGAAGGCCCCUUUGACUACAACUCCACGAAAUGCCUGGAACUGAGGCAGGAUAUCAUGGACGUCAAGGUCCUCUCGAUGGUGAAGCAGACAGAACUGUUUGAAAGGUGGAGGAACCUACAGAUGUGCAAAUGGGAGAUGAAUGUCACCGAAGCCAAGCUCUUCAAGUCUACUCUGUCCAGGUGUUGUAACGCUCCUGCCUUCAUCUUCACCACUCAGAAGAACACUCCGUUGGGGACAAAACUGAAGUAUGAAGUCGAUAGCAGUGGGAUCUUUCACAUUAACCAAGAAAUAUUCAGGAUGUUUCCAAAGGAGAUGCCAUACUAUCGCUCCCAGUUUAAGAAAUGUGCAGUGGUUGGGAACGGAGGGAUUCUGAAGAACAGCAGAUGCGGCCAGGAGAUCAAUCGAGCAGAUUUUGUGUUUCGGUGCAAUUUGCCUCCCAUAUCGGAGAAGUACAUGGCGGACGUUGGCGUGAAGACCGACAUUGUCACGGUGAAUCCCAGCAUAAUUACCGAAAGAUUUCACAAGCUGGAGAAAUGGAGGAAACCGUUUUACGACGUCCUGCAGGCUUACGAAAACGCCUCGGUGCUGCUCCCCGCCUUCUACAAUGCCCGCAACACGGAUGUCUCCGUCCGGGUCAAGUACGUUCUGGACGACUUCGAGUCCCAGCAGGCGGUCUACUACUUUCACCCACAGUAUCUCAUCAACGUCUCACGCUAUUGGCUGACCCAGGGGGUGCGGGCCAAGCGCGUCAGCACGGGCCUGAUCCUGGUGACGGCCGCCCUGGAGCUGUGCGAGGAGGUGCACCUUUUUGGUUUCUGGGCUUUCCCCAUGAACCCUUCAGGGAUAUACAUCACCCACCACUACUACGACAACGUCAAACCUCGGCCAGGAUUCCACGCCAUGCCUUCGGAAAUCUUCAACUUUCUCCAUAUGCACAGCAGAGGGAUCCUGCGGGUACACACAGGCACCUGCAGCUGAUUGGCAGUUGGCGAACUUCGGU
Messenger RNA from Euleptes europaea (tarantolino), 1255 nucleotides. RefSeq names its product ST8 alpha-N-acetyl-neuraminide alpha-2,8-sialyltransferase 5 (gene ST8SIA5). Gene Ontology annotation, biological process: N-glycan processing; oligosaccharide metabolic process. The transcript is spliced from 8 exons. Gene Ontology annotation, molecular function: alpha-N-acetylneuraminate alpha-2,8-sialyltransferase activity. The record is from RefSeq and is a predicted model, not a curated record. The coding region runs from base 1 to 1233 and encodes 410 amino acids. NCBI's taxonomy places the organism in Eukaryota, Metazoa, Chordata, Lepidosauria, Squamata, Sphaerodactylidae.